Octodon degus (degu) is the source of this 1688-nucleotide messenger RNA. RefSeq names its product transmembrane protein 219 (gene Tmem219). Lineage: Eukaryota; Metazoa; Chordata; Mammalia; Rodentia; Octodontidae. Bases 844 to 1569 code for a protein of 241 amino acids. The record is from RefSeq and is a predicted model, not a curated record. The transcript has 6 exons.
GAGUGACGUUGCGGGGGCCUCGCCAGGCUCCGAGCGGACUCCCGGGACCGGAGGCGGGGCAAAGGCUGAGCAUUGGUGACACCUGCAUUUUGGUGGCUGUCUUCUCCCCCUACCCUUCUGUUGCUCUCUCGCCUUCCAGAUGUUCUUUUUCCGUCAAGCUGACGCUGCUUGCAUGGGAUAGAUAGCAUGCUCUCCUUGGAAGCAGGCUGCAGGUUUCAGACCGCGGCUAGACCACUGCUGUGCGAAGGGCCCUGAGCUUCGUUUCCCCCACGAUGUUUUUCUCUCCUGGUUUCAAGAAUCGCUGUGAACAAGAGAAAGGAAAUGACAUCUGUUGAGUUCCUGCAUUGCCAAGCACCUACCGACAGCUGUGGAGCGCGCUUAAUCCUCAUGAUUCCGUUCUUAGAACUCCCAUUUCACGGAUGCCUAAGCUCACAGCAGUUAGCUGACUUGGUCCCGCAUAGCUGAUGAGUAGGGAGGGUUCCCAAGUGGAGUACUACUGAGACACUUUCCUUAUUGGGGCUUCAGUGCUGUUUCUGCCUUGCCAGGCUGAGAAUUCUUCCUUUCAGCUUCCUUGCUCCAGCACAGAUUGCCCUGCUCCACUGCCCCCGGGUUAUUUCAGAAAUGAACUGCAACAAAAACUUCCUGAGUGCCACAGGGAGGUGAAGUUUGGAGGUCAAGAACCUUGGGUUCCCAUCUGGGUUCUGCCGCUCGCAGCCGUGGCAAGUCCCUUGUUUAACCUGUGCGUAACUGGUCGAGCGUCCUCCGGCCAGCAGGCUCUGGUCCAGUCUUUCCUCCCUGUCCUCCAGCAGGCUCUCCGAGAAAGCCCAGACCCCUGUGCUCCUCAUGGGCAGCUGCCAAGCCUGGCACAACCUGCAUCUCUGUCUGGCCCACCACCCACCUCUGGUCUGUGCCAAUCUUAUCUUGCUGCUCCUCGGCCUCUCGGGCCUGGGCCUGGGUGGCUUCUUCCUCACCCACAGGACUGGGCUGCGCAGCCCUGACAUCCCCCAGGACUGGGUCUCCUUCUUGAGGUCUGUUGGCCAGCUGAACUUGUGCCCUGUGAAUGGGACAGUCACAGAGAAGUCGCAGGGGUCUCACAUCGUGGGGUUGCUGACCACCCUGAAAUUUGAAGAUGGUCCAGACAGGAACAAGACCAAAACAUUCCAAGCCAAGAUCCCGGGUAGUCAAAUGGGACUGAAAGGAUCUUCUGCAGAGGAGCUGAUCCUCAUCACAGCCAAAGUGGCCACAGAAAGGACUCCAGGAACCUGUCUGUACUUCAGUGCUGGUCCAGGAAUCCUGCCCUCCAGCCAGCCCCCCAUAUCGUGCUCCGAGGAAGCGGCAGGAAAUGUCACCCUGAGCCCCAAGCUGGGUGAGGACUGUGUCCGCGUCUGGAGCCACGAGGGCCUUGUGCUGACCAAGCUGCUCACCUCGGAGGAGCUGGCACUGUGUGGCUCCAGGCUGCUGGUCUUGGGCUUCUUCCUGCUCCUUUUCUGUGGCCUUCUGUGUUGUAUCUCCACUUCGUGCUUCCCCCUGCACCGCCGGGAGUCCCACUGGUCCAGAGCCCGGCUCUGAGGGCGAGGGUGGAGUCCUGCUUUCUCAGGUAUGAAUCAAGCUCUUGGGCCUUGGUUCUGAGAUGGAAAACAAGUGAAGUGCUGGAACAUGGGAGAAAAUAAAAGGCACUUUUUUUGUUU